Molecule: messenger RNA, 1433 nt
Organism: Micropterus dolomieu (smallmouth bass)
Lineage: Eukaryota; Metazoa; Chordata; Actinopteri; Centrarchiformes; Centrarchidae
Gene: fgf9
Product: fibroblast growth factor 9
Exons: 4
Coding region: 96-698 (200 amino acids)
Biological process (GO): animal organ morphogenesis; positive regulation of protein phosphorylation; fibroblast growth factor receptor signaling pathway
Cellular component (GO): cytoplasm
Molecular function (GO): growth factor activity; fibroblast growth factor receptor binding
Source: RefSeq, a predicted model, not a curated record
GACUGACACACUCGCUGGACAAAAGACUGUGGCCCUUUGUUAGUGGACAUGACUGUUUGUAGGACUUCAUUGCUUGGUCUGCUAACAGGUGUCUGAUGUGUUUCACUAUGAAUGUUUCCUCACUGCUGCUGCCUGGCUUCCUGCUGUUCUUAGUUUUCAGUAUGUGUGAACGACCGGUGGGAGCAAAGAACCAAGAUCCAGCGUUUUCACGUGAGGACCACGGCACUCGCCUCCGAGGCCUCUGGAAGCUGCUCAUGAGGGACUCGCUGCUGAAAGGAAAAGAUUCUAGUCCUCAUCCAAUCAGAGAAGGAGUGAAUCAGAUGCUGCUCUACUGUCGUGUUGGGAUUGGCUACCAUCUCCAGAUUCUGCCAAGCGGCGCUGUGGGAGGUGUCCACAAACCCACACAGUACUGUUGGCUGAAGGUGUUUGCUAUGGACCAUGGAGUAGUUGGAAUCAGAGGAGUCAAGAGUGGCUUGUACCUCUGUAUGAGCGGAGAAGGACUAGCAUAUGGAGUGGAGCAGUUUUCUGACGACUGCCUGUUGAAGGAGAACCUGGAGGAAAAUCACUACACCACCUACUCCUCUCUGGCUCACCCAGGCAUCUAUCUGGCUCUUUCCCAAAAGGGAGAGCUCAAGAAGGGCAACAGUGUGGGCCGGCACCAGUCCUGCACCCACUUUCUACCUCGGAAAACAAUGUGAUCAGCAUUUUCAGAAUUGGAGCCAAAUUAGGAAUAUGGUGGCUCACGAUGCAUCUCCAGCUUGUGAGAAAAGCAAAGACUAGAAAUUGGCCCCCACAUAGCAACUGGUCCUACUGCCACAUGGAAAAACAAACUCACCCAGGACCGUGUCCACAAGACAAAUUGUUGGUAUGUGCUAAGUGUAAGUAAGGACAGUGAACACGACGUCACACUCAUCCACUCAUCCUGCAACUACCUAACUUAAACAUCCUGACACAGUCUGAGGAUCAUUCAACAAACUACGGCUGCUUGUGGUGAACGAUAAUGCAUAUGGUUUACCACCAUGGGACAAAAUACUGUUCAAAGUACAAUUUUUUAUUCUUUUUAAUUUUCAAGAUUGCAUGGGAAAUACAGAAACAAUUCAAAAUAGCUUUUCUUCUUUAAAGCUUUAUUGGCAAUGGAUCUAAUGUGACACCAUGACAUCAAAUAUGUCAGAGCUGUGGUUACCGCUUGUUCUGCUUACAGCUUAUGAAUUGACUUUCAGUGACGAGGAGUCUCCACAAAGUCACCUACAUGAAACUCUGUGAAACUGGCCACAGUUAAGAGUUGUGUUCCAAAUAAGUAGUGUGAAUGAUACAGAAUUCUCUGUAUGUUAGAAAUAUUGAUGGAUGACUAGAUGAAACAGAGUUGAAUGUUCACACAAAACUGGGUUUGACUAUAGGGAAAAGCAAAUGCCUUUUAAAAUGUAAAAGCACUC